Messenger RNA from Amphibalanus amphitrite, 1977 nucleotides. RefSeq lists its product as uncharacterized. The transcript is spliced from 3 exons. Lineage: Eukaryota; Metazoa; Arthropoda; Thecostraca; Balanomorpha; Balanidae. The coding region runs from base 20 to 376 and encodes 118 amino acids. The record is from RefSeq and is a predicted model, not a curated record.
UCAGACACGGUGCCUUUUGAUGGCAGCGUUCCGUGACGACGACAUCGGUGACGACCUGACCUGCGUCAUGAAGAUCCACAAGGAGCACCAGCGUCUGCAGGGCAACGGCUUCCUCGCCUGGGUGGCCUGGAAGCAGCACUGCCAGCACUCGGACCUGUCGUCGUACGUCUCCGGCUGUGACCGAGUCACCACCAGCACCACGCAGCGGCCGACCACCACCACCACAACGACCACUCGGCGACCGACAGCGACCGGGAGACCCUCCGUGCAGGACUUCUACAGAAACCCGAGCAAGACGAACGCGCACACGCACUUCAACAACCUGGCGCCGCUGGCCAACCUCCUGGUGCGCGGCGCACGGCCUCAGAAAGUGUGACCUGACAACUAAAUGACGGACCCGCCAGCAACGCUUGCCUCGCUACAGCUUCUGCCCAGCAUAGCUUUCUCGCAACAAUGUCAGCAGACAGUCGCACGCUUCGACAAUGCAAUGGACCUGCGACGACGUUACGUUUAUCUGAACUCGACCCGCGUCUCGCUCUGAAGUCCGUACAAGCAUCCUUUACUGAUCACAGACUGCCGCUGCUCAAUGGAAGUCUUCUUCAAUAGUCCAUUACCAGCUAGUUUUCCUUUUUCCUCUUUAUUUCACAUCUAUCUCUGCUUUCAUCCGUCUCUUCCCCAGCCGCCACCCUGCUGCUCCACCGCUCUGCUGAACCGCUUUCCCCAGCCUGCACUUCUCGCUGUGACUCGGCCUGCGACUAUCGCUGCGCCGGACCGCGCCUCUCGCUGUGACUCGGCCUCUCGCUGUGACUCGACCUGCGACUAUCGCUGCGCGGGACCGCGCCUCUGCUGACCCGGCCUCUCACUGUGACUCGACCUGCGACUGUCGCUGUGCCGGACCGCGCGGUGACCAGUCUCGCUUUGACGCUAACGCCGAGCAAUUACGUGAGCAGCAUGUCCGACGUGGUCGACGGGAUGUCACUGCCGUCGGCUGGCAACUGUCAGGGAGCGGCGCUCGGACCGGACGACACUCGGGCGACCGGACCCGGACAGAGGGGACGAGGAAACGGACGGGAGAGGACGAGGACGAAAGACUGACUGGCGAGGACCAGACGGAAGCGAGGGGACGAGGAUGGGACACUGGUGGCUGAACGAAGGACAAGUCGGACAUAUUAGAAGUUUUGAAUGACUUUGCUAGCAGAGAUUAGAGGGGACAGAGACGCGGAGACAUGUGAUUAUGUGGAGGUAGUGGCGGCUGUGCAACCAGGCGUCGACUUGUGAUUCGGUCAGCAGUAAACUGAAAAAUACAGCUUCCAGACGUCGAUAGUUGGGGGUGGAAAAAUUGGCGUCAUGCUAGCCGAGGGGUCGAUAGACCUCAAUAAGAUCAGCUACGGCAGCUGGAUCUUUUUUAAGAAGGCUCCCUUUAGCGAGUCUCCUUUUGAGUUGUUGGUAGGUAUAUAACGAGUUUGACAUUUUUUAAAGUGUUUUGCUGGCGUCAGACCAAAAUUUCGAUGGGAUUUCUGCCUCAACAGCUGCGAAAUCACGUACUCUCACGCUGCUGUAGCAUGCCUCCCUGUGCUAGAGAAUAUUGACCCCAGAUGGGUUUGGUGACGCUUUCUGACCUUGCGAAGAAACCAUGACAAGCAUGACUGAAUUGUUUUGAGCUUGGUAAAACAGCUGUGUAAGCCGCACUUUCUUUUCGCUACUGUGCGGCUUUUACCGUGUAAUCUUGUCACGCCACCGCACCGCACCAGUCGGGGAUAAGAGCGUAUACCGUCUACUUUUGUGGUGUGGACUGUGUAGUGUUAUGAGCCGUGUCCCGCGGUGUCUUGUUUUUGUUGUUGACACACGUGUUGAAGGCACGCCUAGCCGAUCGGGGAAUCUACAGACCAACAUCGGUGCAGUGGGGCAUCACCGAAUGGUUACAGCCAAGAAGACAAGUGCGGAAAUACAUUUCUUGCAAUGCAAUUUGAGUCUUUU